This is a messenger RNA of Tyto alba (common barn owl), 2068 nucleotides long. RefSeq names its product phospholipase D family member 6 (gene PLD6). Gene Ontology annotation, molecular function: RNA endonuclease activity producing 5'-phosphomonoesters, hydrolytic mechanism. The transcript is spliced from 3 exons. Gene Ontology annotation, biological process: piRNA processing. Lineage: Eukaryota; Metazoa; Chordata; Aves; Strigiformes; Tytonidae. Bases 280 to 564 code for a protein of 94 amino acids. Gene Ontology annotation, cellular component: mitochondrion. The record is from RefSeq and is a predicted model, not a curated record.
AGCGUCUACCUGGGAGGGAGGAGCGGCGAGUGCUGCAGCUGGAGCUGCACCGAGGCGCUGCUGACCGAGGCGGCGGGACCCGGCGAGGCGCCCCGGCCCUGCCCUUGCCCCUUACCGCGCGGGGACUGCUCCCUCAGCCGCCUCUUGCGCCUCCUCCUCUCCGCACGCCGCUCCCUCGAGAUCUGCCUCUUCGCCUUCUCCAGCCCGCAGCUGGGCCGCGCUGUCCAGCUCCUCCACUGCCGCGGCGUCCGCGUCCGCAUCGUCACCGAUGCGCAGUACAUGGGGCUCCAGGGCUCCCAGAUCGGCCUCCUCCGGCGCGCCGGGAUCCAGGUGCGCCAUGACCAGGAGGGAGGUUACAUGCACCACAAGUUCGCUAUCGUGGACGGGAGGAUGCUCAUCACAGGCUCCCUCAACUGGACCACCCAAGCUAUCCAGAACAACCGGGAGAACGUGCUGGUCAUGGAAGACGCCGAGUAUGUGAAGCCUUUUCUGGAUGAGUUUGAAAGGAUUUGGGAAGAAUACAAUCCCACCAACUACACAUUUUUUUCCAAAGACAGUAAAUGAGUGAGCUGCCCCACAGGGCUGGUGGAGUACUUAACAGCUAGCAUUCAUGAACCUUCUUCUUACGUAUAGACAUCAUUGUAUUAUCCCUCUAGGUGUAAUUUAGGUAAGCUCCUCCAGAGAAGCGAAGUGCUCUCUACCCUGAAGUGCCACAGGUCCCUUGCUGUGGGUCAUUCCCACGCUAGAGGGAAUGACCCAACUGCUUGGUGAGUUGUUUUGUGAGGAUAGCUGUGAUAGGACUGCAUUCAUAGAGCUUAAAACUACGGGCAGGCUCGUUGCCUGUAGACGAGGUACAUUCAUACGGUGCUGGGUAGGUGUUUAAACAGUGAAAUGGACAUGUUUCCAACUUGAGAUACCACAGAAUGGAAUUGUAACCCAGUGGCUCCUCUACAUCACUAAAGGAAGAGUUAAGAGGGCUACAGAAUAGCGAGACUUUGUAUAGAGAGAUUAAGCACCUUAGUUACAUUUUUUGUUGGCAUUAAUUGUUGAAAGUUUGUGAAGGGUAAUUUGUGGGAAAUUAGAAGGCAGAAAUUAGAAGUACAUUUUGAUUGUGUACACAUUUCCUUUGGUUUAAGAUUAGCAGAGCUCCAGCCUAAAAGCGUCAGAGCAGAUAUUAAUGAUAGCCUGUCUUCCUUGAGGGAAGUGUAGGGGAGUCUGGAAAGAAAUGAGAGGAACUGUUCUUUGGGAUCAGUUGGUCUUGUCUUGAGAGCAGACAUGCUGGAGUUCAGUCACCAACUUCAGAGUGAGCAGUGGAAGGAAACCUCAGUUCAUUCAGGUGGGGACACGGUGUGAGGGUCUGGCUUGGUGACUUCCACCACCUUUGUUGGCAGCGGCAGGGUGGGGGACAGGGAGUGACAAGGAAGAGGGAGGGAGGUAAGAUCUCUGUCCCUGCAGUUCAGGGUAGAAGAAAUGGGUGUAAACUUAAGAAUUUCAAAACUAAACAGCAUCCGUGUUAAGAAUUACAUUAUACUGAAUAUAAAGUGCCCCAAAAUCUCUCACAGUGAAAAAAGGUCUUAAUGUUUUGUUACCAGUUUUGCUUGUCGCAGAAGUGCCAUGACUGGCAUUAUUAAAUAAACCGUUUUCACAGAAAAGCUCAACAUCUUCUGGGUUUUGCACUCCUGGCAGUCCUUGUGGGUUGGCUGUUCCAAAGAUACAAAUUAUUAAAAAUUCCUAUAGAUCCUUAGGUUAUUUAAGUUACAUGGAAUAACAUCAACAGAUUGCCAAUUUGUUCUGUUCUGUUUGAGAAAGUUGGCAUGGGUCUGGGAGGAAAAAGCAUUACUGUUACCUGUGGAGUAGCAAGUAUGGAAGAAGCUGAGGAAGCUCAUUCUCCAGUAAAUUCUGUUCAGCAGCAUUAGAUAAACAUGUUACUGCUAUUAAAAUACUACCUGUUGCAUUUUCUUGGUGAAGUGUGAUUAUAAAAGCAAACAGCUCAUUUUCAGGAUCUGGCCUCUGCUCUGUUCUUUCUGUAGUAGCGUCCUUUUUGAAAUAAAUGCCUCACUACACAGCA